AUGCUAAAGAAAGGUUCUCCUUCACUGACCACCUUAUCAGUGCUACAAGGAGACAUGUUCGAACAACAUUGCCGUACAUUUCCUGCUGAGGCUCUGAACACCACCCUCAUGGCAUACCCCAUGCUGAAUAAGGCAAAGGUCAAGACUGAGCUGUCACUAAUCUAUGAGAGUUCGGAAUUCAAAAGCUGCUGUGGUGCACUGGCAUUAUAUCAGGUUCUACUGAGGUACAACCACCAGGAGACUUUUUCUGAGACUGUGACUCUGUUAAACAUCCUCAUAACCACUCCCAUGACAACGGCUGAAGCGGAAAGGUGUUUCUCCACCUUAAAAAGAAUAAAGACGUUCUUGCGAAAUGCAAUGGGACAGGAACGUCUCAAUGCUCUGUCCAUGCUUUCAAUGGAGAGAGAACAGGUCAGGAACAUGCCUGACUUUAAUGAGAGGUAUUUUCUUGGUCUAGGAACCUGUGAGCUGCAAACAAUCCAAGCCAUUCAAAAUAUUGAAGGUUUAUCUCAACUUUGUGAGGAGUCUGUGAACACAUCGGCGCAUGUGGACCCUCUUGCAGGUCUAAAACGCUUAGUGGAUAGUAUCACGCCACCCGGAUUCGACAAUUUGUACAAACAGCCAAAAAAUCCUCAACUACAGGAUAUAACCAACAACAGCGGAUACAGGAGAGCCUUUAAGCCAAACUUAACGAGCAGUCCGGAGGUGUUGCUUGGUAAACGUUGCAACAGGGGACCAUCUUCAAGCAGAAAACGCAUCAGGCUGGAAGACAGCUGCAUACUGUUAGAUACAGAUUUGAACAACGCUGGACAGUCUACGAAUGGAGAAAGUGUGUUGCACAAUGAUGUCCAGGAUGUUUUAAACAAGGACGAAUGGUCGGAGGAUUUGACGGACAUCUGGGAUCAGAACAGUUUCAGCGAACCAGUCGAAAAAACUGUUGCUGCCGCACCACCGAAUGUUGGAAUAAACGCUUCGGACAAACACAGAGACACUGACGCAAAUGAGUUACGAUCAAACCAAGAGCAUGAGCAUCAAGAUCAGGUAGGACCCGAUGGUGAUUUAAACAGUAUUGGCGAGGUUUUAACUGUUCUAAGACAGAUUUCUGAAGAAAACAGAAAAAUAUUGCUAGAUAACAAAACAAUCACAGAAUCAAACAGAAAACUAACAGAAGCUUGUAUUAAAUCUUCCCAAGACAACGAAAGGUUGUCACAGUUAAAUGCAAAGAUAUCUCAAGAAAAUUUGAACAAUUUAAUUGAGCUACGUAGACAAUCUGCCAUUAACCGUAGACAUGAAAAAGGUAUUCAAGAGAUACACAAACAACUAAAUAUAUAUCUGGAUGAAUUUAGAAAAUUUGAUAUGUCUGGUAAUGUGUCAAAAGAUCAAUUCAAAUCUUUAAUACAAAUAAUGUUUAAAAUGCAAAAGGCGUUAGAGAUAAAAUUAUCGCCAUUUCUGCCUAUUGCGGGGCCAUCCUCUCGUGUUUAGUGUUGCCAAUAGUUAGAGGCUAGUGUUUUUCCACAUUGUUACAGAAGUCAUCAUUUUCACAUAUUUUCAAUGUAUAUUUACAUCUAAAACAAACAAUCAGACAAAUAUGGCAUCUAAAAGAUUUUGGGGGUCAGACAACAACCCGUGUGUUAGAGAUGAAUAUGAUUCAUUGAACCAGUUGUCUAUUGAUGAACAAUUGCAGCGUCUAAGCGAAAUGUAUGAGGCGAGUGUUAACCCUAAUGUUCAGCAAAACAUUGAUACACAACACUUUGGCAACCAUUAUGUUUUGUCUAAUCAUUUAACCAUUGACGAACAAAUGCGGUAUCUAAGUAAUACGUAUGAUACACCUAUUAACGGUCCAAGUAAUAACCGACAAGUAACAUUCACACAGGGUAAUGCAGAUGUUGACUUGUUUAGAAAUCGUACCACACAGGCCCCGCCAUCA
Molecule: messenger RNA, 1927 nt
Organism: Astyanax mexicanus (Mexican tetra)
Lineage: Eukaryota; Metazoa; Chordata; Actinopteri; Characiformes; Acestrorhamphidae
Exons: 5
Coding region: 1-1482 (493 amino acids)
Molecular function (GO): protein dimerization activity
Source: RefSeq, a predicted model, not a curated record